Alnus glutinosa is the source of this 792-nucleotide messenger RNA. Its product is annotated as cyclin-dependent kinases regulatory subunit 1-like. Lineage: Eukaryota; Viridiplantae; Streptophyta; Magnoliopsida; Fagales; Betulaceae. The transcript has 4 exons. The coding region runs from base 120 to 386 and encodes 88 amino acids. Gene Ontology annotation, molecular function: histone binding; cyclin-dependent protein serine/threonine kinase activator activity; ubiquitin binding. The record is from RefSeq and is a predicted model, not a curated record. Gene Ontology annotation, biological process: regulation of mitotic cell cycle. Gene Ontology annotation, cellular component: cyclin-dependent protein kinase holoenzyme complex; SCF ubiquitin ligase complex.
UCAGGAAGCAAAUUUACAUUCUGCCCCCCUCAUUCUCUCUCUCUCUCUCUCUGAGUCGCAUUUGAUUUCUCGUCCUCUCUAUCGAGUUGUGAAGCAUCGAACCCUCUAGUGUUCGAGAAAUGGGUCAGAUCCAGUACUCCGAGAAGUACUUCGACGACACCAACGAGUACCGGCAUGUGGUGCUUCCUCCUGAAACGGCGAAACUGCUUCCCAAGAAUCGCCUCCUCUCUGAAAAUGAAUGGCGUGCGAUUGGGGUGCAGCAGAGCCGAGGGUGGGUGCACUAUGCGAUUCAUCGCCCCGAGCCACACAUCAUGUUGUUCAGGAGACCUCUGAACUACCAACAGCAGCAGGAGAAUCAGGCUCAGCAGAACGUGCUUGCUAAGUGAUCGAUCAUUUUACUCGAGUUCGCUUUUAAUCUCUAGAAGUGAUUUGCCUAAGAAACAAAUUGAAUGUUUUGGGACUUGGGUUUGUGUCUGUUGUAAUGUUAAUUCUCUGGUUUGGGGAAUUUUAUACUUGUGUGGUCGGUGCUGCAUAGAUAUGUAUUAGUCUACCUCUGUUGUACUUUUUGUGGAUUUAGUUUCAAUGGUGAACCAGGCCCAGCAAAACACGCAUGCCAAGUGAUCGAUCAUUUCACACAAUGUUGCUUUUAAUCUCUAGAAGUGAAAUGAACGAUUAAGUAGGGCUUUACGUUUGCCUAGGAAACAAUUUGGAUGUUUUGCAACUCGGGCUUGCGUCUGUUGUGUUGUUGAUUCUCCUGUCUGGGUAAUUUUAUACUUGUGUGCUUUUAUGUUG